GAGGAGGAGGAGGAGGAGGAGGAGGAGGAGGAGGAGAGAAAGAAGGAGGAGGAGGAGGAGGGAGAGGGACGAGGGCUCCAUCCAGGCAGGCAGCAGAAAGGGGCGAGAGGCGAGGCGCGUGGGACAGACCCGUCCUGCUGUCACCCUCCCGGCGAGCACGAGUCCCGGGGCGAUGGCGGCGUGGCAGCUCCUGCUGCUGCUGGCGGUGGCCCCGGCGCACGCAGCGGCGCCCCGGCACGCCGCGGUGCUGCCCGACGCCGGCGGCAGCGGGGACGGCGACGAGGUCACGGCCGCGCCGCCCGCCCGCCCCGUGACGCCAGGGCCCGGCCCCACGGUGGGGGACGCGGCGGGGACAGCCGUCACCAACAGCUCGGCGCCGGGCAACGUCCUGGACGGGCUGGUGGACUUCUUCAAGGAGUACAUGCUGCUGGUGGUGGUGGUGGGCUCGCUGGCCUUCGUCCUGCUCUUCAUCAUCUGCGCCGCCAUCAUCGUGAGGCAGAAGCACAAGGCCUCCGCCUACUACCCCUCGUCCUUCCCCAAAAAGAAGUACGUGGACCAGCGGGACAAGGCGGGGGGGACCCGGGCUUUCAGCGAGGUGCCCGAGAAGGCUCCGGACCCCGGCGCCGAGGAGCCCCUGGACUGCAGCCGGCAGCUGCAGGCUGACAUCCUCGCCGCCGCCCAGAGCCUCAAAUCCCCCCCCAAAACGCCCCUGGCCAACGGGGCCAGCGCCCGUGGGGAGCACGAGGAGGAGGAGGAGGAAGAGAAGGAGGAGGAAGGAAGCGAGCCGGCAGGCGGCGAGCAUCCCGCCGAGCCCCCUCCCCAAAAUCAAGAUGCCGCAGGAGCGGCCCCGGGUGCGGGGGGCACGGAGGAGGCCCCCGGGGUGCCCCAGGACGGCCCCCCCAGCAUCUAAUGGGGCCAACGCAGGGAGCUGGCGCCGGAGGAGCCGUGCCCGCGCCGCCGGCUCGCUCGCCAUGGACUCAGAGCCGGGCUCCUGCCCGGUCCCGCUCGCCACCCGUACGUGGAGGCUCGCCGAAGCCCCGAUGAAGCCCCGCUCCCUCCUCUCCCUCGGGGCCCGCCGGCCCGUGCCUGCACCCGCCAGGAUGAGCCACGACCCCAGGCACCCGGUGAAGGGUUUGCUGGUCGCUGGGACCUUCUGCAGGGGUUUGGGGCUGUCCCAGCCCUCGGGACGGGGGACACACACCGCUCCCAGCCGGCUUCGCCCACCGCCUGCGGUGCCUGGUGGUAAUUGGAGGGGUGCCGUGCCCCCCGGAGGCGUUUUGGUGAGGUCUCCACCAAGAAAAAGGAGAAGGAAAGCCUAAGCCAACAGUGCCUGGCCAGCAGGAGGGAGGAGGAUUUGGUGACAAUGACCCCGUCCUUGUUUUUAUGCCCUGAAUGUCACGGCCCCCUUGCAAAGCACAGGGAACGGAGCUCGGAGCGGAGCUGGAGUUUUGCCUUACUUUCUUAACCCCCUCGGCUAUUAAUAAAGACAUUUCCUACGCA
Cygnus olor (mute swan) is the source of this 1500-nucleotide messenger RNA. It is a transcript of the gene TMEM119, whose product is annotated as transmembrane protein 119. Bases 173 to 910 code for a protein of 245 amino acids. The record is from RefSeq and is a predicted model, not a curated record. Gene Ontology annotation, cellular component: plasma membrane. Lineage: Eukaryota; Metazoa; Chordata; Aves; Anseriformes; Anatidae. Gene Ontology annotation, biological process: positive regulation of bone mineralization; positive regulation of osteoblast proliferation; ossification. The transcript has 2 exons.